Messenger RNA from Branchiostoma belcheri (Belcher's lancelet), 3253 nucleotides. RefSeq names its product syntaxin-like. Gene Ontology annotation, biological process: exocytosis; synaptic vesicle fusion to presynaptic active zone membrane; intracellular protein transport. The record is from RefSeq and is a predicted model, not a curated record. The transcript is spliced from 9 exons. Gene Ontology annotation, cellular component: presynaptic active zone membrane; endomembrane system; synaptic vesicle. Bases 364 to 1242 code for a protein of 292 amino acids. NCBI's taxonomy places the organism in Eukaryota, Metazoa, Chordata, Leptocardii, Amphioxiformes, Branchiostomatidae. Gene Ontology annotation, molecular function: SNAP receptor activity; SNARE binding.
GCGAACUUCGCUGGAUCCGGCCGAAGCUGAGUGGGAGGGUUUAUUGAUUCUGUCCGACAUAUUUCCAGAUGCUCCCUAAUUUUUCCCACGGAAAGGGAAAGUAAAACCCACAUGUUCAUAAUUUCGUGAUUUUACCGAAUAUUUUGCCUAAAAUUUGUAAUUUCCGGGUGUGGCCAGACGCUCUGGGCAUGCGCCUUGUGGAGGUGGUCCGGUGAUUGAAAUUUAGCGGUGAACAGAGGACAGGACCAGACGACAAGGGGAGGUGGAUCGAUCCCAGCCCCAAAAAUUCGACGGAGAUUGAAAGGAUAUUCUCUCCGCCGGACCUGGAUAGAUUCACCGAAGGAAUAAGGGAGACCAUCCACCAUGAGGGACCGACUGGCGGCGUUGAAAGCGGCCCAAAGCGACGACGACGAUGUGGGCCCAGACGCCGUGACCGUGAACAUGGACAGUGGGGGUUUCAUGGACGAAUUCUUCCAAGAGGUGGAAGAAAUCCGUGGUAUGAUCGACAAAAUUCAAGAAAAUGUCGAGCAAGUCAAGAAGAAACACAGUGAUAUCUUGUCAGCGCCACAAGCUGAUGACAAGACAAAAGAAGAGCUUGAGGACUUAAUGGCAGACAUCAAAAAGACUGCCAACAAGGUCCGUUCCAAGCUUAAAGUUAUUGAGCAGAACAUAGAACAGGAGGAGAGCACCAACAAGGCUUCCGCAGAUCUUAGGAUACGUAAAACUCAGCAUUCCACCCUUUCGCGUAAGUUUGUUGAGGUGAUGACGGACUACAACACCACGCAAACAGACUACCGCGAGCGCUGCAAAGGGCGCAUCCAGCGACAGCUGGAGAUCACCGGCAAGCAGACCACCAAUGAGGAACUAGAAGAGAUGCUAGAGAGUGGGAACCCAGCAAUUUUCACCUCUGGGAUCAUCAUGGACACCCAACAUGCAAAGCAGGCCCUGAGUGACAUCGAGGCGCGGCACAACGACAUCAUGAAGCUGGAGAGCAGCAUCAGGGAGCUCCACGACAUGUUCAUGGACAUGGCCAUGCUUGUAGAACAGCAGGGCGAAAUGAUUGACAGGAUUGAGUACAAUGUGGAACACGCUGCCGAUUACGUAGAAACAGCCGUGGCAGACACAAAGAAGGCUGUCCAGUACCAGAGUAAGGCUAGACGGAAAAUGUUCAUGAUAGCUGGCUGUGUGGUGGUACUACUGGUUCUACUAGCUCUCAUUAUCGGCUUGUCCGUUGGAUUGUAACAGACCUGCGUACAUUACAAAAGGGGAAAAGCAUGCCUGACGUUAUUCUGUUCCGAGGUUACAAUGUGGGACGACCCAAACUUUGCAACAACGAAGACCAAGCAGAUGUUGCUUUUACAAUUCACUGGGCACGAACUCAACUUUCGGCCACCCACGGAAAACUCUUGGCAACUCUCGACAGAAGCAAGAAACAAAAAAUGGUGGAAGACGUUGUACCAAAAUAUGAUGUUUUGUAUCAGGAUUUAAAAAAAGAUAUAUUGAAGUAAACGGAUGAGAACUAACUUUCAUGUUGUAUGAAACACCCACCAACAAAAUGUAUGAAGGCUAUAAUGAUAACUUUUUAGACACAUUUGGAACAAAGAUCGCCACAAAAAUUUUAUGAUACGAAGAAGUGUUUAAAAUGGGAUAUGCAAUGAGGCCAUAAAUUAAACUUUGUUUGGAAGCAAAAUGAAACAACUUCAAAAGUCAGGUUUUUAGAUAAACUUAAGUUUGGGUGCCACAAAUAGGAACUGAAUGGACGUACUCAGAACUGUUAAUCCGAAGGCUUUACCCUUGUUACAUGCUGUACAUAGUUAGCUAAAGGAAUGUAUUAGAGUAUGCAAGAGUGUUCGUACACUCACUUGUAGAUAGGAUCUGUUGCUCUCUUUGACUUAAGCUCAUGUUGAGUAGAUUGUCUUCACCACUCUCAUUUGUUCACUUAAAAAUGCUGCUUUUUAAAAAAAGAAAACGAUGUGUAUGAUUUGAUAAUUUAUCUGAAUUGUAUGAUAACUAACAGAUACUUGUCCGAUUCCACGACAUGGUUUAAAGAAGAAAGAUUUGUAUUUAGGCAGUCCUAUUUUGGAGCGAGAGCAAAAAAUCGAUAAUACGGAAUGCCAGUAUCUUUGUGAACCCAGUGGAAAUGUUUGUUUGUAUAGGUUUAGAAUUUUCUUUUGGUUUUUGUAAUUUGUGGUAGUGCCAAAGUUAACGUCAUGUUUAAAGGGGAGCUUAACUCAAAUUUUAAAAGCAUACUAUACUACACUAGGUGUAUCCUAAUGUCAAGUUAGCACCUAUUUUACAUGAGUCGGUCAUAGUUUACGGUUUCUCCGACCAUUUGAAAAUCGAGCCGUGGGGACGUCAUAUUUGCCUGUCUGUUAAACCAUACAGUUCUUUUACACAAUGUAUAUCAAACUCAUCAAAGACUGUAAACUUGUUGACCCCGUCCAAUUCUUCAAAAAAUUCCUCAAAAGCUAGUCUCAGAAAAGCUAGCUCAAUAACCCAUAUUCAUGCAUCAUGAAGCAAGUUUAAAAUGUAAUGUCCAGCAUAAGAAAUUGGACUUACCCAAAUUUUAGAUUGUACAAAAUCCAGCCUUUGUCAAGGAAUGAAAAAUUCACCACUUACGUGACGUCAUGUUAUACAUGUGAUUCGGUGAGCAGUUACAGGAAGUCUGUGGCGCCCCCCGUCAUGUGCUUAAGAAUUGUUCUUGUCUCUUUUGUACAUUACAAACUUCAAAGGUGAGGAAACUAUGGCAUUCCAGUGGUAAAAAUCUUAACUAUGACAGACUAAUAUAAAACUGGUGAAAACGUGACUUUUGGGUAUAUUUAGGAUAGUAUAGUACCCUGGCAACACGCUUUUCGAUUUUGAGUUUUGCUCCACUUUAAGUAGAAGAAAACAUGGCAGGUGUCUUCUACUGUAUAAUGAUAAAUGGACAACGAACACAUGGAAGGAAAAAUGUUUUACUUGUACAUAAUAUGGGCCAAAUAGUAAAGGCCCAGCAAUUAUUAUUUGACAGCAUAUAAUUCUUUGGAACUGACAGCUGGUUUUGAUCAUGAUAAUUUUAUAUAUAUGUUUCAUGGAAUUUAUUUUACUGGUAUGGAAAUAUGCCUUCCAAAAUUCUCAACACGUUUUAAUUCAUGUUUACUUCAGUUGUCUUUUUCUUCACUAAUUAACAAUUUUUAUAAUUGUGUCUAUUCAGUAAAUGAUGUUUUCAUGUUAUGGAGGAUUGGGACAAUAAACGCCCAAUGAGUUUUGCACA